AUGGCUUUCAGUCACCAGAGUCCAUGCAAUGGGGGUUCCAGUAGGGAAGAUGAGAAGGGUGCAGGUAGCUCACAGUACGCACUGCUCCCUCAGAUCCUGCAACGUGGGUUCCUAGAUGACAAGGUAGCUAAGUUGGUGCCAAACUUGCUAUUAAAAUAUCAAAUGACAGAGCUGAUCACCAGGGAAGAAAUGCUGCACAGUGUCGACAAGGAUCACCAGGAGUACUUUCCUCUGAUCUUCAGGGAAGUGUGUGAGUGCAUGCGUCUGGGCUGUGGCAUUCAAGUGAGAGAAAUAGAUCCCCCUGGCCAAAUGUAUGCCCUCAUCCCUGUGUUGGGUCUUACUUACAGUGGCAUGUUGGGUGAUGAAGAGAUCAUUCCUAAAAUUGACCUCCUGAUAGUUAUCCUGACUGUCAUUUUCAUGAAUGGCAACCGUGCUAGUGAGGAGGAUAUGUGGCAAGUACUGAUAGUGAGGGAGAUGUUACCUCAGUGGAAGCGCUUUAUUAUUUGGGAACCCUGGAAAUUCAUCACUGAGGAUUUGGUGCAGAAACAGUAUGUGGUAUACCAGCAGGUUCCCAACAGUCACCCUGCUCGCUACGAGUUCCUGUGGGGUCCAAGGGCCCACGCUGAAACCAGCAAGAUGAGAGUGCUGCAGCACUUGGCCAUGGUCUGUAGGAGAGAUCCCAGGUCUUACACAGAUCUAUAUGAAGAAGCGUUGAGAGAGGAGCAAGAGGCUGCCCAUGAGUGA
Molecule: messenger RNA, 744 nt
Organism: Octodon degus (degu)
Lineage: Eukaryota; Metazoa; Chordata; Mammalia; Rodentia; Octodontidae
Product: melanoma-associated antigen 11
Exons: 1
Coding region: 1-744 (247 amino acids)
Biological process (GO): negative regulation of transcription by RNA polymerase II
Cellular component (GO): nucleus
Source: RefSeq, a predicted model, not a curated record